ACAAUUCGUCGCGGUUCCGGCGGCUGCUGCCGCGGUGCAUCUUGAAGUUGUUCCUGUUGGUUGUGGUCCAGCGCAGCUCGGGUUCGGCGAGGAGGAAGAGGAUUUCCGCCUUUCUGGCGGGUUGACUGCGGUCCGUAUCCGCGUCUCCCCGGACGUGGUGCUUCCGGCGUCUCUGGUGUGCGCCGGGGAAGGUCUUCUUUCUAAGGAUCCGUUCUGCCUUCCUGAGGAAAACUGGAAGCAGAAAGAAUGGUGACUGACUGUUUGACACAUCGUUCCCAGGAUUCCAUGACCUUUGAUGAUGUGGCUGUGGACUUCACCCAGGAGGAGUGGGCUUUACUGGACCUAACUCAGAGAAACCUAUACAGAGAUGUGAUGCUGGAGAACUACAAGAACCUGACGACAGUAGGUUAUCAGUUGUUCAAACCCAAUCUGAUUUCUUGGUUGGAACACAAAGAAGAUUUGAGGACAGUGGAGAGAGGAGUCUGCCAAGAAUGGGAAAUGCAGCUUAAAGCCAAAGACUCAACAAUUCCUCCACAGGAUAUUUUAGGGGCAAAAACAUCCAAUGGGAUAAAAACGGAAAGAAGCCACAGUGGAUGGGAACUCUGUGAAUGUAAGGAACAUGGAAAAGAGUUCAGUGAACAAUCAUGCCUUAAGACACAGAGAACUCCAAAUGGAGGAAUCAUUUAUGAGGAUGAUCAGUAUGGAAAAAGCUUCCUUACUCUGCACAAGAGAUCCUCUACUAGAGAGAAACUUUCUGUGUUUAAUGAGUGGGGAAAGACUGUCAGCUUGACUCCAAAUAUUGUGUCUUGGAAAACUAGCAUGGAAGAGAAAGCCUUCAAAUGCAGUGGCAGUGGGAAAGCUUUUGUUAAUCAGUCUUACUUUCAGGCAGAAAUGAUAAGUCACAAUAGAGAAAAACUCUAUGAACGGAAGGAAUGUGGAACAGCUUUUAUUCACUCCACAAGCUUUGGUGUACAGGUGCAAGUUCAAACUGGUAAGAAACGUUACGAAUGUAAGGAAUGUGGGAAAAGUUUUCAGUAUUUUGUGUGCUUUAAAAUUCACAUGGGAAUCUACCCUGGAGAGAAACGCUAUAAAUGUAAGGAAAUUAGGAAAGCCUUAAUUAGCUCUUCUAACCUUGCUAAACAUGUAAAAUCUCAUACUGGAGAGAGGUCCUUUGUAUGUAAGAAGUGUGGAAAAUCCUUUAGAAGUUCUUCAUACCUUAAUAUUCACAUUCAAAUUCAUGCUGGAAUACACCCCUAUAAAUGUAAGGAGUGUGGUAAAGUCUACUCUGCAUAUUCAAGCCUAACUAAGCAUGUAAAAACACAUACUGGAAAGAAGCCUUUUGAAUGUACUGUGUGUGGGAAAGCAUUUGCUGAUUCUUCGUGCUUUGUCAUUCACUUUCGUACCCACACUGGAGAGAGACCCUAUGAAUGUGAGGAAUGCGGGAAAUCUUUCACUGUUUCCUCAGGCUUAACUAGACAUGUAAGAAUCCACACUGGAGAGAAAUCCUAUGAAUGUAAGAAAUGCGGGAAAGCUUUCAUUUGUAGCUCAAAUCUAAGUCAACAUGUAAGAAUUCAUACUGGAGAGAAACCCUAUAAAUGCAGCGAAUGUGGGAAAGCCUUCAUCAGGCAUUCAGAUUUAACUAGACAUAAACGAAUUCACAAUAGAGAGAAAGCCUAUGAUUGCAAUGAAUGUGGGAAAACCUUCAGAAGGCAUGCAUACUUAACUAAACAUAAACAGAUUCAUACUGGAGAGAAAUCCUAUGAAUGUAUGGAAUGUGGGAAAGCCUUCACUGAUUCCUCAAGCCUAACUGGGCAUUCAAGAAUUCACACUGCAGAAAAACCCCAUAAAUGUAAGCAGUGUGGGAAGGCCUACGCUUUUUCGACAAGCCUAAGGAGACAUGAACGUAUUCACAUUGGAGAGAAACUUUGAAUGUGGUAAAUGUGGGAAAUUCUUUACUACUUCCACAUGUCUAAGUACACAUUUGAGAAUUCACAGUAGAGAGAAGCCGUUUGAGUGUAAGAUAUGUGGAAAAGCAUAUUGACGUUUGCCUUGACAUUUUGCAUCCAUGUGAAAACUCACACUGGAGAGAAACCCUAUGAAUAUAAGCACUGCAGGAAAGCCUUCACUAUUUCCUCAAGACUAAUUGAACAUCUAAGAAUUCACACUGGAGAGAAACCCUAUCAAUGAAAAGAAUGAGAGGACGACUUCACUUGGUCCUUGGUCAGUAAACACAUACAAACUCAGUGGAGGAAAGCCCUAUGAAUGUGAGGAAUGUGGAAAACCUACAGGUGUCCAUGUUUGCUUCAAAUACGUGAAAGAACUAAUACUAAUUAGAUGUCCCAGGAAUUUAAGCCAUAUGGGAAACCAAGCAGAAUCUACUACAACCCCACGUGUAAGGAUUCACACUGAAGCCACUAAAUGUACUAUGUAGAGCUCCAGUUUAUAGGGUGGUUCUGUACAUGUAGUUUGAACAUGUGCCAUUCUGCCUUUAUCAUUUUUCGGAAUGGUAUGGCUUUCAUUCUCAUGAUAGAAGUAUUAAGCUGGUGUAGUUUCUACACCUUCCAGGUUGCAGCUUGGCCGAAGAUGGUACUACCAGAUUUAGAGUUAGCUCAGUUGUCUUAUUAUUGCUGACUUCACGUAAGAUUGUGAAGAUAGUGACUACUUGAAUCAGUUCACUACUCACAAUCUACAGUGCCUCAUGCCAGUCAAGGUGGGGGAUAUAAUGUGUCUAUAAAUUAUCUAAAGAUGCUUUUGUAUCUCACACCUGAUCCUUUUGCAUAAAAGGUGAGGGUGCAAGCAAGAGAAAAGUUUAGAAAAAGUGAGGUUUUACCUAUUGGGACACACCAUGAUUUCAUGACUUGUGUGGGAGGACAACCACCUUAGCACCUGGGAGGACCUUCAAACUUAGGCUGUGCAAGAUGAGGAUGAGAACAAUGACUGUUCUGUUUCACCCCUGUGUCCAGCACCACAGCCUGGCACAACAAUCAUACUGUGUUUCCGGCUCAAGCAACAGCUGCUGCUGGUGAUCUCACUUGCUGCUUUGUUUGUCAAUCCAACUAUGUGCUGUGAAAAUGGAGAAACUCAUGUAAACUUGGCUGGUCCUGAUAAUCUGCUGUGCUUGCUGCCAUCACUGGCAGUUCCUGGAUGUGAACCUUGGUUGCAGACUCAAACCAGGGCAACUUCAUUGUAGCAUCAGUGAUACAAAUUCAUAUAGUUCUGGUGCUUGAGCAGCCUUGGUUACAUUAUGGUUGGCCAUCAAUGCUGCAGUUGCUUGCUGACACUUUUUUGAGGCGUAAUCAACAAUUCUAAUGAUAGUGCAAAUCAAGCUUAACAAAUCCUGAGCAGGAAAUACCUGUGCACCUUCAUCUCUCUUGCUCCUCAUCUUAUUGAGUAUGUGAAGAAUGCAAGACUGACUACUCUUCCCUGGGCCAUUUCUUACAAGUGUGUUUGCAGUGAGGAACCAUGAGAGAUGAGAUCAUCUCUCCCAUUGAGAUGAAGAGCAGACUUGCUUACUACUUAACAUAAACUAGGCUCCAAGUUUCAGCAUUAUUCUUCUUUAACAAAACAACGUGCAGACAAAUAUGAGGGCCCUUGCCAUCACCUCCGAGAGACUUGGGGACAAAAGUAACCAGUACAAGCUUGGUGAUGCUCAUGAUGCUGCCUAUACGGUGAGUUAAUUAAAUAUUUUGUCUCUGGCUUCAGUGUCUCAGCUUCUCUGCAAACAUUCAUGAAAUAGUGACAAGACAAUACUUGGAAGAAAGGGAUAAUCAAACUACAGGUCCAGCAGUUUUGUUUAUGAGAAUCGUAUGUUGAUAAGACAUGGCUUUCUGGAAGAGGAGGAACAAUGGCGGCCAGGCUAGAUGUGGAAACAGAAGGGUAUCUGCAACCUGGUCAUGAAAUCUUUUUCACCACAGAUUUCCUCAUGAUGUGUGUUAGAGGGGAGGGAUAAGGAUCUCUGCUGUCCUGCUUACUAAUGAAUCUUAUCAUUAAGUGCAUCAAUAAUUAUAUCAGCCUGGUUUUCCUUAAUUUCUUAAUCUUACUGGACCCUUAAUUUUUAAAUCUCAUUUUAUACAUAAUUAGUUUGGAGUUAAAAAUUUUUUAUGUAAAUGAAAUAUGGUUUUUAAAAUUAAUUUAUUUUUAAAUUGAAACUUUUAGUCCAUAAUAUAGUUACUAAUAAAUUUGGUUUUAUAUCUA
Molecule: messenger RNA, 4194 nt
Organism: Equus quagga
Lineage: Eukaryota; Metazoa; Chordata; Mammalia; Perissodactyla; Equidae
Product: zinc finger protein 266-like
Exons: 7
Coding region: 247-1929 (560 amino acids)
Biological process (GO): negative regulation of transcription by RNA polymerase II
Molecular function (GO): DNA-binding transcription repressor activity, RNA polymerase II-specific; RNA polymerase II cis-regulatory region sequence-specific DNA binding
Source: RefSeq, a predicted model, not a curated record